Molecule: messenger RNA, 891 nt
Organism: Trichomonas vaginalis G3
Lineage: Eukaryota; Parabasalia; Trichomonadida; Trichomonadidae
Product: myo-inositol hexakisphosphate metabolic process
Exons: 1
Coding region: 1-891 (296 amino acids)
Biological process (GO): inositol trisphosphate metabolic process
Cellular component (GO): cytoplasm
Molecular function (GO): inositol-1,3,4-trisphosphate 6-kinase activity; inositol-1,3,4-trisphosphate 5-kinase activity; magnesium ion binding
Source: RefSeq, a predicted model, not a curated record
AUGUCGAAGUUGCUUCGUGUUGGUGUAUUCAUGCCCGCAUUCAAAUGGGAAAGAAUGAACCUUAAUCAAGUCACACCAGAAAAGCAUGGAAUUGAGCUUGUUCCAGUUGAAUUAGGUGACGAUUUAUCCUCAUUUGAUGCAAUUAUUCAUAAAUUCACAUAUCAGCUUGUCGAUGGCCAUGAAGCUGAUGUUGCCAAAAUCCAAGAAUAUGCUAAGAAUCGCCCAGGAUUCGUUGUAAUCGAACCAAUCGAUAACAUUCGUGUUUUCGUUGAUCGUCUUGCACUUCAAAACUUCAUCGAGCAUAAUCCAUUACCAGACUGUGUAGAGUAUAUCAAAGGUUACCCAGUUGAUGACAACUUCAAGCCAGAGAACGUUGGCCUCCAUUAUCCAAUUCUCUUGAAGCCUGUUGCCGCCUGUGGAACAUCAAACAGUCACUCAAUUCAAGUCAUUCAUAACGAAGAGCAGCUUCGUGCUGUUGGAAAUCCAUAUCCAAUGCUUGCAUUUCCAUUUAUCCCUCAUCAUGGCGUUGUUUUCAAGUGCUACAGCCUUGGAGAGAAUUUUGUUAUGCACAAGUCCAAGUCUCUCGUUCUUAAGACACAAGACAAAGUCGUAUUCGAUUCCCAAAAGCCACUUCCAACAGAAAUCGAUGCUGGAGCAGUUCCGGAUGACGCUGCUUCAUACGAACCAUCUUCAGAAGAACUCAAAGCCUCAAGCGAAGCUCUCAGAAAGAUGACAGGAGUUCAACUCAUCGGAUACGAUCUUCUCAGAAGAGAAUCUGAUGGAAAGCUUUGUUUGGUCGAUUUUAACUACUUCCCAUGCUUCAGAGGUAUUGAAGAUGUUCCUGGAAAGUUUGCUACUUUCAUCAAACAGAGAAUUGCUGAUGCUAAAUAA